This is a messenger RNA of Hibiscus syriacus, 1132 nucleotides long. Its product is annotated as probable long-chain-alcohol O-fatty-acyltransferase 1. The record is from RefSeq and is a predicted model, not a curated record. Gene Ontology annotation, biological process: lipid metabolic process. Bases 25 to 1071 code for a protein of 348 amino acids. The transcript has a single exon. NCBI's taxonomy places the organism in Eukaryota, Viridiplantae, Streptophyta, Magnoliopsida, Malvales, Malvaceae.
UUCAUCAGGCUUCGACAUCAAGAAAUGGAGGCACAACUUGAAAGCACCAUCAAGGUAUGGAUUUUGGCUAUAAUCUCUCUUUCUUAUUGUUUCUACGUAUCAUCAAAACUCCCCAGAGGCAUAUUCAGGCUUAUUUCUUUGAUCCCAAUCUUCAUCCUCUUCCUUUACCUCCCUCUCACCAUCUCCUCCGCCCAUCUAUGCGGCCCCACAGCCUUCUUCCUCGCUUGGCUAGCCAAUUUCAAGCUCCUCCUCUUUGCUUUCGACCAACCACCGCUCUCACCGCCGCCUCCAAGCCUUUUCCAUUUCAUUUCCUUAGCUUCUCUCCCCAUUAAACCCAAACACACAACCCCAUCUCAAAGCAAAUCUAAACCACCCCAAAGAUCAAACAACACAACCUAUCUCCCAAAAUCAAUCUUGUUCGCCAUUAAAGUUGUAAUAUUAGCUCUACUUUACCAUUCUUAUAACUACAAAAAUUAUAUCCAUCAAAAUGUAAUUCUAGCAAUGUACUGUGUCCACACCUACAUCGAGCUUGAGCUCACUCUAGCCUUGGCGGCAGUCCCGGCUCAAGCCAUCUUUGGGUUUGAGCUCGAGCCACAGUUCAACGAGCCCUACCUGACCACCUCUUUACAAAAUUUCUGGGGUCAUAGAUGGAACCUCAUGGUUACUAGUAUUCUACGCCCUACCGUAUACUACCCCGUACGACGUAUUUCAGCUCCUCUACUCGGAUCGGAGUGGGUUUCCUUGCCGGCGAUCGUUUCCGUGUUCGUAGUCUCCGGGUUUAUGCAUGAGUUGAUUUAUUAUUACUUGACUCGAGUGGCUCCUACUUGGGAGGUGACAUGGUUUUUCAUCUUGCACGGUGUUGCGGUGGCGGUGGAAGUGGCGGUGAAGAAGGUGGUGUCCGACAAACGGAGGUUGCACCCGGCGGUUUCCGGGACAUUGGCUUUGGGAUUUGUGUCGGUCACCGCUUCUUGGUUGUUUUUCCCGCAGAUAUUGAGGAACGGUGUAGAUGAGAGAAUCAUCGGAGAUUACUCCAAGUUGUUGGAUAUUUUUAAGGGUUUGCCCCUAUCAUGAUUACCAUUAAUUUGAUUAUCGUUGUAAUGAAUAAAAUCAAGGGCAAACUACAAGUCUAUUA